Dendronephthya gigantea is the source of this 398-nucleotide messenger RNA. RefSeq lists its product as uncharacterized. NCBI's taxonomy places the organism in Eukaryota, Metazoa, Cnidaria, Anthozoa, Malacalcyonacea, Nephtheidae. The transcript is spliced from 3 exons. The record is from RefSeq and is a predicted model, not a curated record. The coding region runs from base 30 to 398 and encodes 122 amino acids.
AUUCAUGAGCGGAUUUGACGACCAACAAAAUGAAUAAUUUCAUAAGUUCGCUGGUGUUAUAUACACUUCUGAUGAAUCUGUCAAACUCACAAGGCCAAGAAAACACAACCACAAUUUGUUAUAACUCAACUCUUGAAGGUUUCAGGCUGAAUACCACAGUUUGGCAGACUAAGGGCGUUUUGGAAAAGAUAGAUUGCAUAUUAGAAUGUGCCACGAAACCUUGUUGCAGAUCAAUUAACUACAAAAAGACUGAGGAUAAAUCAAACUGCGAAAUGUUGCACUAUGUGGUGAGCGAGAAGCCUAAAAAGCUGGUGGAAAACACAUCCUAUGAUCAUGUUCACCUGGUCAACCCGGAAAAGGAUUUCAAUACCAUGUGCGAAUCUGGAGAAGGUAUCUAA